AUGGACAAAGGUUGUUUCUUCAACGAGAAAGAGUUCAAGAGAGAACAGGCGAGACGAUUGAGACUCAAAGGUCCUCCGAUUCUUCCAUCUCUUUCCAACUAUUGUCAGUUUCCAGCUCUUUCCACUCCGCCGACGCGUCCCGUUCCGUGGGCUCCGUUCCUGCUCGAGCACCUCUCCGUGCUCCUGCUCCUCUUCCUCUUCUUUCGUGUUUCCGGCGAAUGCUCCGCCGAGCCCCUACUUCCAUGGGUUCUCAUGACAACUGCCGGCGCUUGGAGUGUCCUGCGAGUGUUCGGCAUCGGAUUGGUGUUCGAGAUGAUGGCGAUUAGGUGAGCACCGACACUACUGUUCCAGUGUGCACAUGAAUUGUCUUUUGACGCGGUUUCUAGGGUUACUAAAAGGUCACUUCCAAUGAACUUUGCCUAUACCCCUAUCAUGAAUCACGAAUGUUCUAUAAUUCCAGCACAGUGACGCUCUCGACGCUCGGCCUCAAAUGCCUGCUCUUCGUGCUCUUCGUGCCCGCGCGCCAGUGCUCGCUGCUCAUUCUGACGCCUUCACUCUUCGUCUCCCUCUUCUCGCUCAUCCUUUUGCUCGUCUACUUCGUCAUCUGUUCCAAGUACACCCUCUACUUUUGUCCGUUCAAAGUGGACCGCAACAACAAGGCGAAAGCAACGCUAGUCGACUCUGAAACGUUCGAGAUUGUCGCCGUGCUCGUCGAGGGCGGAAUAGAGUUCGUUGCGGCGGGCACUUAUUUGAGAACGAAUUGA
This is a messenger RNA of Caenorhabditis sp. 36 PRJEB53466, 764 nucleotides long. Lineage: Eukaryota; Metazoa; Nematoda; Chromadorea; Rhabditida; Rhabditidae. The record is from the annotation of a GenBank genome assembly.